GUGUGUGUGUGUGCGUGUGUGCGUGUGUGUUGUGUAAUUUAUGUUACUCUGUGAUGAUGGCGACGCCUCUUUCAUAUCUGGAGCCUAUCACGUCCCCCCUGCGCGUCAGACACACCUCCAAAAUAUGACCACUUACUAAAUGUAUAUAUCAUAGGUUAGAGAAGUCAGCCCGAGUCUGAGUCACUGGUAGAGACUCAACACGUCAAAAAAAGACAAGACAAUCAUCUACUCGGGCAAUAAAGAAAGUUUAAAGAGACAUAGUCCAUUGAGUCUUUAUAUUAAAUGAGUUUUUAUAUUUGAAUGUUGAGGCUCUGAACGAGCGAGACGCCACAUCUUAAAGUUAGUGGCAUGUCAGAGCGCUGUCAGUCAUAGGUGAGGAUAACAGUCCAGACUGUGUUGUUUUGUGAUUUUUUUUUUUUUUUUAUUGUACAUGCUCUUAUUUGACGGGACACAAGAGCGGAGACUUAUGACAUUACUCACAGACCGGGAGCGGGGCUGCAAAUGGGCGGCAUAGGUGGCAAUCUCUACCUCAGCAUGUUGAAUGGGGCUGAAACGCAAACUUUCGGAAAGAACACCGACAUCAGCAGUCACCUCCACCGCGGCGGCAAGGAUCUAGCCGAGAUUAAAAUGGGGAUUCAGGACGCGAGGUUUUACUACCCGGACUCGGUUCAAAGCGGCCAGGACGCUCUGGCUCUGCCGUACCACUCGGAGCAGGCGGUGGGAGCGUACGGAGCGCAGUCCAGCAGGUUUUACGCACAGACCCUCAGCAGCUGCCCGUACGGCGGCGUGCGGUCGCCGCCGAGAAGCGGAGCCGGGCAGGGUUACAUCCCGACGGCAGGAGACGGCUUUCCUACGGGCGGUAAAGACGUGUACUCCCCGUCUCCGGAGAAUUACCCAGCGAGCUUUCAGCACGGUUACCAGCGGCCGCCUCUCUACCCUCUACCUGGGCUACAGGUGAGCGGGAAGACUCAGGCUCUGCUCAAUAACUACCCGCUAUGGGCCAAGUUCCACAAGUUCCAAACCGAGAUGAUAAUCACCAAACAGGGGAGGAGGAUGUUCCCCUUUCUGAGCUUCAACAUCAGUGUCCUGGAGCCGUCUGCCCACUAUAACGUCUACGUGGACGUGGUUCUGGCAGAUCAACACCACUGGAGAUACCAGGGCGGCAAGUGGGUCCAGUGUGGGAAGGCAGAAGGUAACAUGCCAGGGAACAGGAUGUACAUGCACCCAGACUCUCCCAACACAGGAGCUCACUGGAUGAGACAAGAGGUGUCGUUCAGCAAACUCAAGCUCACCAACAACAAGGGCAGCACCAACAAUGUGGCACAGAUGAUAGUGCUCCAGUCGCUCCACAAGUACCAGCCUCGUCUCCACAUCGUGGAGGUGAAGGAGGACGGCUCGGAGGACCCCUUCCUCUCAUCCAAAGCUCAGACCUUUGUCUUCCCGGAGACUCAGUUCAUCGCCGUCACCGCCUAUCAGAACGCAGAUAUCACUCAGCUGAAAAUAGACCAUAACCCCUUCGCUAAAGGUUUCCGUGACAAUUAUGACACGCUGUACGCUCCUCCCGACUCUGAUCGCCUCACACCCUCCCCCACAGAGAGCCAGCAGCUGCUGCCAGGGAGCUGCUACCCUCAAGGCUACCUCUCUGAGCAGUACAUGAGCCCCCUGCCCCAGAGCCGCUUCUACAGCCGUGAGCCUAUUGGCAUGGGCCAGCAGCACAAAGACCCGGCCUCAAGCUCCAGCCCUCACAGCCGCUGGUACCUGUCGCCUCAGCAGGGUGUGGCCCCCAACCGGCUUGACUUCACUUCCUCCUAUGAGGGGGACUUCUCUGGAAAUGGCUUCUACAAGCCUUUCCCCUUGCAGACAUCCGCUCACCAUGCUCUCAGCUACUACCCAGACCACCCUUUUGCAUCUACUAGUGUGUCUGUAUCAGGAGCCACCUCAGCAGGCUGGAGCACCAGCCGGCCCACCCCUCAGUACCUUAGUCACCCCAGUAAACCCGGCCCAAGUCUGGGCUGGUUCAGACCCAUAUCAUCUUCUUCCUCCUCCUCAUCUUCUUCCACGUCACCUGGCAACCCCAGGCUGCACCCUCCCUCGCUCCUCGAGCCUCUGCAGCCGCCCCUGCUGCAGGAAAAGCCCAAAGACAGUGUGGGAGUGGUGGGAGAGGACCCCUGGCUCGAAACUCCGGCUGUGAAAUCAGCAGACUCUGCAGACUCAGGCCUGUUUGAGGGCAGCGUGGGCGACAACAAGAAGAGGAGAGUGUCACCCUACACGUCCAGCACUGAAAACUCCCCACCUCCGCGAAGUGGAGACGUCUGCGAGAAGGACAGCAACAGCAAUGCAGACUACUAUGGCUACUACACCCACUGAAGACCUCACACGUCACCCAGGUCGCCACAGUCUCUCCCAGCAUCCUCUCCCACACCGCCCUCAUGGACACGCGUCGGUCUGUCCAGUCAGGUUCAGGUGCUGAAGAUAAAUACCAGAACCGCGCAACAGAACAUGCAACCUCAUCUACUGCCACAUCACCAGAGUCCACACAGUGUGGCCAGCCUCUCUAUAAAGUUCCCUAUUCAAAGUGUCAAAUGAUUACAGGAGGAACUUCCAAGGUUACUGUCAAACUCAGUGUUGAACAGGAGUGGAUUUGACUGGUACACUGCCCUAGAGUCACAUAAACACCAAACAGACAUACAGACCUGUGACUUAAGCCUUUGAAACAUCUGGAGGAAAAAAAAACAACAACAAAAAAAACAUCUGCAUAUCUGCUUGCUGACAGACGCCUGCAGGGAUUGUCUGUUCUUUAUGCAUCAAACACUCUCUCCGUCUCCUUUGCUCUGUCUUGUCUCCGCCUGUCUCUUCCUUCUCACACUCAGCAAUUCACACCUACUCUAAAUAUGAUCACGUUCAUUUCCCCCCUGAUCAAUGUGAAGCAGAAUUAACAUAUAACUCGCUGCAGCCUCCUCCCCUAAUCCGACCCAAGUCGUUUACCGCAGCUCCCACUAGUGGCGGCUCCGUGCAGAGUGUCUGCGUCAACUCAUGUCAGGGGGGUUAAGAGAGCUUAGCAAGCACAUGCUCUGAAGUAAGGCCGCUAAUCUGCCUCAACCCUGCGAGGACAAUCUUUUUGUGUGUAUUUCUGUGUGUGUGUGUGUGUGUGUGUGUGUCUGUGUGUGUGGUGCUGUUAAGUAAAUCAGCAAACACUUGCAGAAGGUACAACUGGAGGCAAUCACGGUUUCUAUGAAUCACUGAUGUGGGAUUAUAGUUUAGUUUACAUUUACAGCAACACACUGCCACACUGUCUGGUUGCAGUGUCAUGUGAUUAAAUCCAAACACUGGUUAAUAUGAUAAAAUCAAAAGGUUUCAGUUGCUCAUGAUCGAUUCAUGACUGAGCCAAACCUCACUUACAGAUGUUUAAAGAGGAGGUUUUUUUCGUUUAAUCGAUUAGAUAAUUGAUUAUCGAUCUAUUUUGAGAAUCAAAUAAUUGUUUUGAUCAUUUUUAAGUUGAUUCUAGCCUCUCACAUGUGAGGAUUUGCCACUUUUCUUUGUUUUACAUGAUAGUAAACUGAGCAUCUUUGGGUUUUGUGCGGUUGGUCAAACAAAAAGAGACAUUUGAAGACAUCACCUUGGGCCAUUAUAAGUUAUAGGCUAUUGAUUAUAAUUAUAACAACUUUCUCUAUAUUCAGACAUUUCAUAGACAAAAGCAGAAGAUUAAAUUAGCAGAUUAAUUGAUUAUGAAAAUAAUCUUAAAUUGCUCAAUAAGAAAAAUUCUCAACACAAGAUCCAACUUAGUUGUUUCCAAAGUUUUCAGGCGCAUCUCAUGGCCUUCUUCAUUGAAUGGAGUUGCCUAGUUGUAAUGGAGAUUAUCAGGUGACUGAAAUGUGGAACUUCAGUCACAAGUGUUCAAAGAUGGUUUCUGGCAUCAGUAAACUGACUCCUGGUUGAUGACCUUUGACCUGCUGUGACUGGUUUUGGUCUGGGGUUGCCCCUUUUCUGGGCUUCAUUCAGCGUCUUAUCCAGGGUUUAACAGAUGUAGAGUAGGCACAUCUACACCACAAAAUUACAAAUUUUGAUGUGAACUAAUAGUGAAAAAACACAUACACAAAAAACAGAUGUGUGACGUGUGUGAAAAUGCUUCUAUUUUAAGGCGUAGCUCAACUUCUCCUUGUGCAUCAGCUUUAAGGUCAUUUAAAGAGAUGGAUGAACAGAUGCAGUAAGGUUGAGCUGCUUGCUACCCGUCGUAAAAAACAAGGCCAGCUCCACACUUCCUGCGUUGAUAGAGUGAAAAAAGCCUCAUUAUAGCAAAGGCUCAGCCCUCUCCUACAAUCAGUCGAUUUGAAAACGCUUCUGUCACCACACCAUGUAAUAAAGCCCAGGAUCAAUAAGAGCAUUGAUAAUGGCGUAACUGGAAAACAGUAUUGGCAGAGGGAAGUGUGACAGCUUAAAACACAAACACAAUCUCCACCAGUGUACAUGAACAAAACGUGGUCCACAGUACAGUAAUAUAACAAUAUCAUCUAUAAAUUUAUAAAAAUUAUCCAUUUUGAGGCUCAUGGAAAAACAAAGUAGUAGGACUAAUGAUACUCCCUAAUCCUGUAUCUGUUCCCCAUACAGUUCCCUUACAGGAGCAGAGCAACAGUGCUAAAAGUGGGUCAUUCAGUACAGCCACAUAAACCUGCAGGUAAACAGACAAGGCACUGUCACCCUCAGACCACCAUGAACAGGAAGCACAAAGUGACCAGACAGACACUCUGAACCCCCCCCCCACCACCACCACCACCACCACCACCACCACCACCACCAUCACCACCACCGCCACCACCACCAGUCCGUUGACCUAUCAUGUGGUGACACUGGUUGACAGAGGGGCCCGGCUCCCGGCCUGGUGACAGAAAUGAAGAGUGAGGCUGCAGUCGGUGCUGAUCAGAGAUCUGCUCCUCAUUCCUCACCAGGUGUGCUAAUGGCCUCAGACAACACUGGGGGCGACAGACAGGCACUCAGUCAGACAAGAUGGAGCAGGGUUACUGAAGUCUUUUUACUGGGAGAGAUGAAAUUACUUGCUUUUUUUAUGAGCUGAUGAAAACAGUCUAUGCUGUAUAUACUGUUGUAUAUUUACAAUGCUCUGAUUUCUAAGAUAGGAGAACAACCAGGCAAAAAAAAAUCAUUUAGAUUCUGCUUAAGGAAAUAUUUUUAUUAAUUAAUUAAUAUUUGCUUCUGUCUUGCUGAUUGAUACACUAAAAAUGGAGCUAGAGCCAGAAGCUGCUUAGCUUAGCUUAGUUUAGCUUAGUAUAAAGCCUGGAAACAGGGGGAAAAAGUUAGCCUAGCUCAUUCACCAAGAAAUAAUCUGGCACAGGACCCUUCAUAAAAACGUAAAUUGUCAGUUUUCCUUAAAUUAAACAAAACAAGAUAUAAUUUCAAUCAGUGAGCUUUAAAGGUGUUUCUAGUGUAGACUGGUGUUUCCAGUCUUUAUGCUAACCUAGGUUAAGCUAACUCUUACUGUAGCUUCAUCUUUUCCAUACAGACAUGAGUGUUAUCAGUCAAUAAGCGUAUUUUCCAAAAAUGUUAAACAAUUUCUUCACAUUAGUAGAAAAACAGUAAAAAAAAAAACUUGAUCGAAUGAUCGAAGCACAUGCCACCAUGCAUUUUGUACAUAAAUGUGGAAAUAUAACUAACUGCUUUAGCUGCCAUUGAGGACACUGAGGUCGUGUCAUCUGGCUUUAUUUCAGUCAAUUAUUUUGUGGGUAUUUUACUGGCUGAUUCCGGUAUUUUAAGACUCAACAUAUUUGAAUUUGAUGAGAUUUAAACCAGCAAAAAUUGAACUAAUUGAGGAGUUCCCAUCCUGGCAGAGCAGAGAGGUCUUUGAACCAACAUUUGGACCUUUAUGUUGGGAGCUGAAUUUAUAAAAUAUGAAUUAGACAAUUUUACCUUUUGUUUUUGGUGUCUGGUCACUUUUCCAAAAGGAUGUAGGGUUGUUUUAUGGGGGAUUUAUUUCUAUAUAUUUCUAAAAUCCUGGCUACUGUUUGCCUUAUUUCACAUGUCAACACUCUCAGUUAAAGACUUUUAGCUCUUUUCUGAGCUGAGCUGAUUUAAUACAAGUGUUGUAUAAAACACUUACACUGGAUCUACUGGAAGUUAAAUAUAAUUACAAGAUAUAAGAUAGACAAAAAUCUCUCUUCUGCAGCACUUGGUCUUAACGGCGAUGUUGAUGCAAAAAGGACAAACUGUGUGACAGUUCAGUCCUUUAAAUGAGCAUUUAAAUAAUGAAGUUAAAUGAUAAUGAAGUGAUUUUAUGCUGAAAAGAGAAUGGAUAUAUUGUAUGAUGAAAAAUAUGAUGUAUGACGUGUGUUGCUUGUGUAACAUUUCCAAAAGUUGUACCAUUUAAUGUUUAUGUUGACAUCUGUCACGGAAAGAUGAUGAUGAUUCUUAAUGUACCUUAAGGAAGGUGUACAAUGGACAAUUCUUGUUUCAAGUGCAAUUAAUAGAAAGAAAAUUAGUUUAGAAUUGAAGAUGACAUUUUAAAAAAAACAAAACAAUGAGCACUGGCCUGUGGACAAUGUCAGUUAUUUAUUCUAUGUGCUGUGGUUUGUUGCGUGGUACUCUCAGUGACCCUGCACCUACACAAGUGCAAGAUCUCACAUCAAACAGCAGCAGAGAAAAAAGCUUUCACACGCCUCAGGAACGACCCCUGCUGGAUAUCUCAGCUAUCACAAUCAACUUCAGCCAAUGAACCACAAACCCCUGGCGUCACCUCCAUUUCCCAUGAGUCCGUGUUUCCCUUGAACACACAUCUCUGUUGGCAGGAGACGAAGACUGUGCGUGGGAGCUGUCUUUCCACAGAUUUUACUGUAUAGUAUAGAAAUAGAGGAGUGAAGAAGGGAGAGCGGUCAAGGCAGAGCAACAAGCAUGUUUUUUUUUUUUUUUUUUGUGUGUGUGUGAUCCAUGUGCACUGUCUUUGUCAAGGGAGCAAUAAUCCUCCUUUGACUCUUUCAUUGAGAGCUUAUAAAUUCAGAAACAAAUAAGAGAUGAAGAGUUCUGAGGGGGAAACUGUUAUUUAUUAAAGGUGGCUUAAUUGUGUAAUGUACUGUUGUUUUUUUAUUCAUGAAAUUAAAGCUUACACAUGA
Seriola aureovittata is the source of this 7112-nucleotide messenger RNA. It is a transcript of the gene tbx21, whose product is annotated as T-box transcription factor 21. Gene Ontology annotation, molecular function: DNA-binding transcription factor activity, RNA polymerase II-specific; RNA polymerase II cis-regulatory region sequence-specific DNA binding. NCBI's taxonomy places the organism in Eukaryota, Metazoa, Chordata, Actinopteri, Carangiformes, Carangidae. Gene Ontology annotation, biological process: cell fate specification; positive regulation of DNA-templated transcription; regulation of transcription by RNA polymerase II. The transcript is spliced from 6 exons. Bases 502 to 2367 code for a protein of 621 amino acids. The record is from RefSeq and is a predicted model, not a curated record. Gene Ontology annotation, cellular component: nucleus.